UGUCUGCCUCCCAUCCCUUGUUUCAAUUCGCACGUAUGGUUUGACUGUGUGUGAAAGAAUUUGUGUGGUGUGUUCUGGAGUUUGGGAAUGUGUUUUGUGUUAUUCUGUCUGAGCAGGUAUUUGUGAUAAUAGAUCUUGAGAAGAUCUUUCCGACGCAACAAGAAUCGCUUCAAUCGGAGCAAGAACGCGAAAGCUAUGAAGAUUCAAAGUUCAUGAGCUUGCGUUACAAUUGCGGCGGUUACUAAGUGAAGUUGUGGGGUGACUUUAUAUGGAGUUGGGACCUUUGGGGUUGGGGAAAUUCGUCACUCUACUCUGCAUCAAGGACCUGUGGCAGCUGCCCAUCAUCCCUUGGAAUGGGAAGACUCCAACAGCAGCAACGGCAGCAGUGGCAAAGGCAACAGCAGGAGGAGAUGCAACUGCACCAACUGAUGGGGUCCUGGAAGCAGUCAAGAAAGUGCAGCAGCAGCAGACACAUGGUGAGGUCGCCCUUGUGAAGAAUAGAGUGCUGGCUACAGUUGGGGAUAAGGAGUGGAUCCCAUACGUCAAGUGGUAUGGGAGUGCUCCAGCUGUGAACAUGCUGAGGGCAUUUGGGUGCAUGGUGGUGUUUCAUGUGCCUAAGGAGAAAAGAGGGAAGUUGGAGGCUUCUGGAAGAUGGGGUGUGCACUUGGGGAUUGCAAAGGAUCACAAGGGAUGGCUUCUAUGGGACUUGACCAUCCAGAAGCUGACAGUCGCAGAGCAGAUGCUGGAGAUGCAGUUCAAGUGCUCCAAGAUGGGUGAGGCGAAGUACUACUUGGGGAUGCACGUGGAGAGAGAUGUGGAAAAGGGUGUGCUGAGGUUGCACCAGAGGAAGUACUGUGAGGGGCUGGCUGAGAAGUAUGGGCUGCAAGAUGGGGGAAAGCCAGCAACACCACUACCUUCGGGGUUCACUGUGGAGCCAUGUGCUGAUGAGGAGGUAGUGGGUGAUAGUGACAGGAAGCUGUUUCAUUCGAUGGUUGGGUCGCUGAAUUAUCCUGCAAAUCAUACACGGCCUGACAUUGCAUUUGCUACAUCACGGUUGGCUAGUGUGGUCUCACGCCCUAGUCAUGAGCAGCUGGAAGCGGCCAAGAGGUUGGUCCGCUAUGUGAGUGCUACGGCAUCAGUGGGAUUGGAGUACAGUGGAGUGAGGCAGCGGUUGCAGAGAGGUGCUGCAGAUUGGCACUGGGUGAGGAGACUCCUUGAUAAGGAGGUGCGGCUGGAGAUAGUGAAGACCCAUCAGCAGGCAGCAGAUAUUUUCACUAAGCGUCUGGCGGAGGCGGAUCAUUGGAAGGGCAUGAAGCUUGCUGGGAUGAGUGUGCAUUGAGUAUGCAUGCUUGAGAUGUGGUAUGGUCGAUGAUGGUUGGCAGCCAGAGGGGGAGAUUGUUGUGUGAUGUCAUCAUAUGUUAUCACAUUCUGUCUGCCUCCCAUCCCUUGUUUCAAUUCGCACGUAUGGUUUGACUGUGUGUGAAAGAAUUUGUGUGGUGUGUUCUGGAGUUUGGGAAUGUGUUUUGUGUUAUUCUGUCUGAGCAGGUAUUUGUGAUAAUAGAUCUUGAGAAGAUCUUUCCGACGCAACAAGAAUCGCUUCAAUCGGAGCAAGAACGCGAAAGCUAUGAAGAUUCAAAGUUCAUGAGCUUGCGUUACAAUUGCGGCGGUUACUAAGUGAAGUUGUGGGGUGACUUUAUAUGGAGUUGGGACCUUUGGGGUUGGGGAAAUUCGUCACUCUACUGUAACAGCUGCAAAUUGGUUGGGAACAACCAAGCUAG
This is a messenger RNA of Closterium sp. NIES-67, 1778 nucleotides long. The record is from the annotation of a GenBank genome assembly. Lineage: Eukaryota; Viridiplantae; Streptophyta; Zygnematophyceae; Desmidiales; Closteriaceae.